This is a messenger RNA of Aspergillus fumigatus Af293, 471 nucleotides long. The record is from RefSeq and is a predicted model, not a curated record. NCBI's taxonomy places the organism in Eukaryota, Fungi, Ascomycota, Eurotiomycetes, Eurotiales, Aspergillaceae.
AUGACCUCUGACAACUUAGACCCAAACAUAAGGUCCUGGCUUAAAGCAAAGGGUCUCAGAAAUCACGAAGACAUUGUGCGCCUAGAGUCUUCGGCAGAAUUAUUAACAGUGGUUCUGGUGAUGCUCACGCAGAUUCUCCCUAGAAGGAUACACGGAGAUACGGGAAAGAAAAGCAUAAUGCUCCCUUCGAUUAACAGAAGAAGAGGCAUUUCUGACAAGGACCAGUUGGCCAUAGUCCGAAAUCUCUGGAAAGAAAUUCCCACUCGCAGCAGUCCACAAGAUAACUCUCUUCAAGCGUACAACGUGAUGGACUUAAUGGACGAUGAGACGCUCGAAGCCCAACAUGACCUGGAGCGGGAGAGUCUCUCGGGUGCGAUGAUCACUGGUGAUGAGACGACCCACAACUAUUUUUCUCGGAAUAGUCUUGCAUUGCAAUCGAACUUGGCUGAGAUCUCAAUGCUUCGAAAGUGA